UACAGAUCAAGCCAACCCAUUCAACAAAAAAAAAAAUAAAACACUUGCUCUCUAUUCUUUACUUUCCUUGUUAUACUCUUCUGUAACUGUUCACUUUCCUCUCCAAACUCCAAAUUCCUUUCCUUCCGCCAACUGCAACUACUUUCUUUCUUUCUGUUCCUUUAAUUCCCUCCUCAUCUGACCUUCUUCACCCGUCUUAUUCUUUCCACAGUAGUUAGUUUCUUCCGCUCUGUGCUGCAGAAACUACUGCCACAAUGGAGAACGCCACGGACGAGAAGCAGCUCACUUGCCUUCAUGGUGAUCUAGACUUGCACAUUCUCGAGGCGCGUGGGUUACCCAACAUGGAUCUCGUUACACGGCGCCUUCGCCGCUGCUUCGCUGUCUGUGCGCCGCCGAGCUCCACAUCUGACGCAGAGGACCAAGGAAGAGAACGGGGAGUCAAGGACCACCGGAAGAAUAUCAUCACCAGUGAUCCUUACGUCACCGUCUGCGUCCCUCAGGCUACCGUCGCUCGUACUCGUGUAAUUAAGAACGCUCGAUGCCCUAGAUGGGACGAACACUUCCUAAUUCCUUUGGCUCACCCUGUGGUUAACCUCGAGUUCCAUGUCAAGGACGACGACGUGUUCGGCGCCGAAUUGAUGGGAAUGGUUAAAUUACCCGCCCAAAAGAUCGCCACCGGUGAGCCCAUUGCCGGAUGGUUCCCAAUUAUUGCUCCUUCCGGCAAGCCGCCAAAGCCGGACUCGGCGCUCCAUAUCGAGAUGACGUUUGUCCCAUUCGAGAAGAAUCCCCUGUAUCGCCACGGCAUUGCCGGAGAUCCUGCCCACCAAGGUGUGAGAAACACUUACUUCCCGCUGAGGAAAGGGAGUAGCCUUAGACUCUACCAAGAUGCACACGUGCUUGACGGCAUGCUUCCUGAGAUUGAAUUGGAUGGUGGAAAGUCUUAUAAACAAGACAACUGUUGGGAAGAUAUUUGUUAUGCCAUAUCGGAGGCGCAUCAUUUGGUGUAUAUUGUGGGCUGGUCAGUUUUCUACAAGAUCAAGUUGGUCAGAGAGCCAACCCGGCCAUUGCCGCGAGGUGGGGAUUUGACUCUUGGUGAGUUGUUGAAGUACAAAAGUGAGGAAGGGGUGAGGGUUCUGCUGUUGAUUUGGGAUGAUAAGACCUCCCACGACAAGUUCGGCAUUAAAACGGCAGGAGUAAUGCAGACUCAUGACGAAGAAACACGGAAGUUUUUCAAGCGUUCGUCUGUGACUUGUGUGCUGGCACCUCGAUAUGCCAGUAGUAAGCUUGGUUUUUUGAAGCAGCAGGUCGUUGGCACCAUGUUUACACACCACCAAAAAUGUGUACUUGUGGACACACAAGCACAUGGUAACGAUAGAAAGAUCACUGCUUUCUUAGGAGGUCUUGAUCUUUGUGAUGGUCGAUAUGAUACACCGGAGCAUCGACUAUUCCAUGACCUUGACAGUGUAUUUAAGGAUGACUUACACCAACCCACAUUUCCUGCUGCGAAAGGACCAAGGCAACCAUGGCAUGACUUGCACUGCAGAAUAGAUGGACCUGCUGUAUAUGAUGUUCUUAUAAACUUUGAGCAGCGUUGGAGGAAAGCAACAAAGUGGACUGAGCUUGGACUACGAUUCAAAAGGGUCUCUCACUGGCAUGACGAUGCCUUAAUAAAGAUUGAACGCAUCUCAUGGAUCUUGAGUCCUGCUUUGGCGGUGAAGAAUGGUGUUACAGUAAUUCCUGAGGAUGAUCCUAUAUUAUGGGUUUCUAGUGAAGAGAAUCCAGAAAAUUGGCAUGUUCAGAUUUUUCGAUCUAUUGACUCAGGAUCAUUGAAAGGAUUUCCAAAAAAUGUAGAUGUGGCCAGGGCCCAGAACCUUAUCUGUUCAAAAAGUCAAGUUAUAGAUAAAAGCAUUCAAACGGCAUACAUCCAGGCAAUCAGAUCUGCCCAGCAUUUUAUAUAUAUUGAGAAUCAAUAUUUUAUUGGAUCAUCAUAUGCAUGGCCAUCAUACAAAAAUGCAGGAGCUGAUAAUCUAAUUCCUAUGGAGUUGGCAUUGAAGAUUGCAAGCAAGAUCAGAUCUAAUGAGAGAUUUGCAGUGUAUGUUAUUGUGCCUAUGUGGCCUGAGGGUGAUCCAAAAUUCAACACAAUGCAGGAAAUUCUCUAUUGGCAGUCACAGACAAUGCAAAUGAUGUAUGAUGUUGUAGCACGGGAACUGAAAUCCAUGCAACUUUCGGAUUCACAUCCUCAGGAUUACCUCAAUUUCUAUUGCGUCGGUAAACGGGAAGAAAUUCCGAAGGAAAUGUCAACAAACAAUGGGGAGACGGUCUCUGAUUCUUUCAAGUCCCAACGCUUCAUGAUUUAUGUUCAUGCCAAAGGAAUGGUAGUUGAUGAUGAAUAUCUAAUUGUUGGAUCUGCCAAUAUUAAUCAAAGAUCCAUGGCUGGCACAAAAGAUACAGAGAUAGCUAUGGGUGCAUAUCAACCCCAUCACACAUGGUCUGAGAGGAAGAGACAUCCACGUGGUCAGAUCUAUGGGUUUAGGAUGUCACUUUGGUCAGAGCAUCUUGGUUCAGUAGAUGAAUGCUUCAUAGAACCAGAGAGUUUGAAAUGCGUGAAGACAGUAAAUGAGAUUGCUGAAGAAAACUGGAAGAGGUAUGCGGAUCCGAAUUUCAGCUUAUUGCAGGGACACCUUCUCAAGUAUCCUAUACGGGUUGAUGCCGAUGGGAAGGUUGGCCCUUUGCCUGGAUAUGAGGAAUUCCCAGAUGUUGGUGGCAAAGUGCUUGGAGGUCAUUCUGUUUCACUUCCUGAUGUCUUAACUACGUAAGAUUUUCCAUUUUCGAGUAUCAUUUCAUGUGAAGUAAAAUAUGAAAGUGAGAAGAUGCUUAUGAGCCUUUUAGAAUAUCAGAUUAUUAUUCUUUCUACUAUUCUUUUCAAUUCAUUGAUUGAAUGGGUGUGGGUCUUUGUAAAAUUGUGUUGGACUGUAUGUGUCAGUGUGCAAGCAAAGCAAUGUGAAUAAUAAGAAGGCUGGGAUGUGAAUAUUUGCUGAUA
Messenger RNA from Tripterygium wilfordii, 3040 nucleotides. RefSeq names its product phospholipase D delta-like. The coding region runs from base 255 to 2816 and encodes 853 amino acids. The transcript is spliced from 10 exons. The record is from RefSeq and is a predicted model, not a curated record. NCBI's taxonomy places the organism in Eukaryota, Viridiplantae, Streptophyta, Magnoliopsida, Celastrales, Celastraceae. Gene Ontology annotation, molecular function: calcium ion binding; D-type glycerophospholipase activity. Gene Ontology annotation, biological process: phospholipid catabolic process; phosphatidylcholine metabolic process. Gene Ontology annotation, cellular component: plasma membrane.